AAUUUUUUAUUGUUCCGAAAUGACAUUUUACCUUUGCGAAAUUAUUAAUACCGAAUAGAAACGAAAUCUACACCUGAUAAGUGACAGUGAGUGUAUAAACGAAACAGACCCGCUAUACUUUCGAUAUGAAUUCAAACUUAACCUAGAUUUGGGAUUUUCGUUUACGGUUCGUGAAGAAGAUAGUGAAAUGUACUAGUUUACUAAUUGAAAAGAAAAGACGCGUUUCAAACAAAAAUUCCUAACCUACAAAAGCUGUUGAAGCUAUUUGUGUUUUAGUGUUAUUAAAACUUGCCAAAGUGAUCUAAUAAAUGGGAAUAUAUCGGUGGUUUUUCGCUGUUAAUAACUAUACAGAACAAAAAAUGUUAUGGGAGAAACACAAAUUUCAGGAAUUAUGACCUUAACGCGCACUCCUUGUGAGCUCGACAAGAUGAGCCUUUUCCAAGAUUUGAAAUUGAAGAGGAGGAAAGUGGAUUCUCGUUGCAGUAGUGACGGCGAAUCUGUCGCCGAUACAAGCACCUCGUCGCCCGAUCUCCUGAGUCCAUCGUCCCCGAAAAUGACCGACGCCGUUCUCAAUCCCCCGAGCCCCGAUUCCACGCCGCUUCAACUCCACCACCCAGAACCGACGCUCGAAAAAGUACCGAACCGACUAGAAGAAUCCGGCGUCUUCGAUGGAGGCGGCGGAGGGACCCCGAGCGUCAUCAAAUCUCUUCCGGUUAUAAGAUCGCACAGUCCGCCGGUACGACCCCAACCGCAAUUCAGUCCCUCGCAACCGCCCCGACCGCACAGUUCGCCAGGUCGUCCGGCAAAUAUCAGCCCCCGCACGAGUCCGGUGAUCAGACACGCCCCGCUAUUUCCGCCGACGGCGGCGUCCGCCCAAGAACCCACGUCGUCGAUUUCGUCUCGAAGCGUCAUCAUCAGUCAACAGCAACCGACUCAAAACCCGCAAUUAUGGUUGAAACAUUCGAGAAUAAACGGCGUCAAACCCGAGCUGAUCGGAGGGACGUUCGGAGUGAAAACCGAAUUAAUCGGGGGUAAUUUCAACGUUAAACCCGAAUUAAUCGGCGGAAAUUACGUCGGCGCGCCCGUGGACGUCAAACCCCCCGGUAGUCCGAUGAGCAGAAGCGGUCCAGUGCGACAAACGCCUACCGUGAUCAUGGGAGAGGCGGGCGGAGUUCGCACGAUGAUCUGGUCGCAGCCUUCGUCGCCCGCAAACGACCCGCAGCUCCAUCCCACCACCUCCAAUUGGCCCCAAGUGAGCAACACCGACGAGAGCGCGGCGCAGCUCCUGCUGAAUCUCGGCCAAGACCGACUGCGCCCCGCCAGUAGAAACGUGGUGUCGUCGCCGUCGCCGACGUCCCAAUUCGCCGGAGGAUCGCCUUUGAACAUGGAGCGAUUGUGGGCCGGCGACGUGCGGCAGUUGCCGAUCGGUCAGCAGACCCAGGCCCUCAAUCUCACCGCGCCCCCGCCGGGGGUUGUGCCCUCGAUGUACGGCCAGAGCGACGUGAAACCCUGUCCGAACGCGGAGGCCGCGCCGGGCGAGCACGCCGAACAACAACAACAACAAGAAGAAGAAGAACAGCCGAUGAUUUGUAUGAUAUGCGAAGACAAAGCGACGGGGUUGCACUACGGAAUAAUCACUUGCGAGGGUUGCAAAGGGUUUUUUAAACGGACCGUACAAAAUAGGAGGGUGUAUACUUGUGUGGCGGACGGGAAUUGUGAAAUAACCAAAGCGCAAAGGAAUAGGUGUCAGUAUUGCAGAUUUAAAAAGUGUAUAGAACAAGGAAUGGUACUACAAGCCGUUAGGGAAGAUCGAAUGCCGGGAGGGCGCAACAGCGGCGCCGUUUACAACCUGUACAAAGUUAAAUAUAAAAAACACAAAAAACCGUCGGCCAAACAACAAACGAAACCGAUCGACAAAAACCUACUCGGCCAUCAAUUCAAAACGGAACCGCCGCCCGGCAUCCCCUCCAAUCUAGUGAACGGCACCAUCUUGAAAACCGCCCUGACCAAUCCCAGCGAAGUGAUCCGUCUGCGGCAGCGGCUGGACAGCGCGGUGUCGUCGUCGCGCGACCGAAAUUUCUCCGUCGAAUAUUCCCUAUCGAUGAUAAAAACACUCAUAGACUGUGAUGAAUUCCAAGACAUCGCCACGUUGCAAAACCUCGACGAACUCCUCGAUCACAAUACGGACUUGAGCGAAAAGUUGUGCAACAUCGGCGAUUCGAUCGUUUACAAAUUGGUGCAAUGGACAAAGAGGUUGCCCUUUUAUCUGGAACUGCCCGUCGAGGUGCACACCAGACUUUUGACGCACAAAUGGCACGAGCUGUUGGUCUUGACCACGUCCGCCUACCAAGCCAUCCACAAAGUCGCCACCGAGCAAAUGGCCACCACCUUCAUCGAACCGGAUUUCUCCCAGGAGGUGGAAUCGAAUUUGUGCACGCUCCAAAAUUGUCUGAUUUCGAUGAUGGGUAGAGAAAUAACGAUCGAGCAGCUGCGCCAGGACGUGGGUCUGAUGAUCGAGAGGAUCACCCACGUAACUUUGAUGUUUAGGCAGAUCAAAUUAACUAUGGAAGAAUAUGUGUGCCUUAAAGUAAUUACGAUGUUGAAUCAAGCGAAACCUGCCAGUAGUUCGGGACCCAGUGAAUUGGAAACGAUCCACGAAAGAUACAUGACUUGCCUGCGCGUUUACACGCAACACAUGUACCCUCAACAGACGACGAGAUUCCAAGACCUUCUAGUUAGACUGCCGGAAGUGAGUUUGAUUUCCGCGGUCCCGCGCUCGAAUUUAACCAAACCUUUGACGUUUCAGAUCCAAUCGGCCGCCUCGCUUCUACUAGAAAGCAAAAUGUUUUACGUUCCUUUCCUUUUGAAUUCGGCGAUUCAAAGGUAGUAUCGAAACGACGCCGGUGCCUCGGCCAGCGGCCCGUCGCCUCCCCCUAGCUGAAUUCCCGAGAUUUAUUUAUGAAGUAGACAAACAAAUUUUUGUAUAUAAUCGAAAUAGUUCGAAUGUAGAGAACCAAAAAACUAAAAAAAAAAAAAAUGAUAUUCUUGUUAUCGGUUAAAAUGAUACCUAAUGAUGAUGUGGUGAAAAGCGUCGAAACGUCGUUUUGAGAUGACUAAUUAAGGUUUAAGCUCAGAGAAUAACAGACUGACAGGAGACGUGUAUUAUACGAAACUCUUUUUUUAUAUAUAUAUACAUAUAUAUAUAUACAAUUUUUUUAUAUUAAAGAAAAUUUUUAUCUGCUGUCCAUUUCGCUGAGCCUAAAUCGGACUCAAGUACAGAUCAAUCGCUUUUAUUUUACGAAUAACUACUCGACCGGACCUCGUAUAUUCGAUUUCCUCCAAAAUUCGCAAAAAAAAUCAUCGAUUUCGUAAAUCGUUGAAAUUUCAGUACAAAAUUUUUUAAUCAAUUUCGAAUCCACCCCGUAUAUAGUUGUUUUACGCUUUAAUAGUGUUUAAUCGUGACAAUAUUUUAUUUAAAAAAAAAAAUAUUUGAAUCAACCUAUGGUAAAUAAUUAUUUUUGAACCACCCUGUAUAUUAAAACUAGUUACAAUUUUGAUGUCUACGGAAAAACGUUUCAAUAGAUCGCAAUAUCAAUUUUGAAUAUUUUCAUAAUAAUAAAAUUUCGUUCGCUAUUGACUGGCCUAUUUUUUAACCAUGGGCGUUCAUAAUUUUUUUACGAAGGGGUUUAUUUAUCAAAAAAAAAUUCAUCAAAUACUAUAAAACGAAUCGUCGUUUUUAUAAUUUCUUUCAAAUCACUCUGUAUAUAAUUUUUAACAUUUCAAGAAUUCUUUUUGAACUAUCCUGUAUAUUAUUCUGUCUAAUAAAAAUAUCAUUAUUUGUUCCAACUGAAAACUUGAAACGUCAAUUAAUUAUUCGGAUUUAUAUUCACUCUAGACUGGCCUAUUUUUUAACCAUAAGCGUUCAUAAUUUUUUUCCGAAGGGGUUUAUUUAUCAAAAAAAAAUUCAUCAAAUACUAUAAAACGAAUCGUCGUUUUUAUAAUUUCUUUCAAAUCACUCUGUAUAUAAUUUUUAACAUUUCAAGAAUUCUUUUUGAACUAUCCUGUAUAUUAUUCUGUUUAAUAAAAAAUUCAUUAUUUGUUCCAACUGAAAACUUGAAACGUCAAUUAUUCGGAUUUAUAUUCACUCUAGACUGGCCUAUUUUUUAACCAUGGGCGUUCAUAAUUUUUUUCCGAAGGGGUUUAUUUAUCAAAAAAAAAUUCAUCAAAUACUAUAAAACGAAUCGUCGUUUUUAUAAUUUCUUUCAAAUCACUCUGUAUAUAAUUUUUAACAUUUCAAGAAUUCUUUUUGAACUAUCCUGUAUAUUAUUCUGUUUAAUAAAAAAUUCAUUAUUUGUUCCAACUGAAAACUUGAAACGUCAAUUAUUCGGAUUUAUAUUCACUCUAGACUGGCCUAUUUUUUAACCAUGGGCGUUCAUAAUUUUUUUCCGAAGGGGUUUAUUUAUCAAAAAAAAAUUCAUCAAAUACUAUAAAACGAAUCGUCGUUUUUAUAAUUUCUUUCAAAUCACUCUGUAUAUAAUUUUUAACAUUUCAAGAAUUCUUUUUGAACUAUCCUGUAUAUUAUUCUGUUUAAUAAAAAAUUCAUUAUUUGUUCCAACUGAAAACUUGAAACGUCAAUUAUUCGGAUUUAUAUUCACUCUAGACUGGCCUAUUUUUUAACCAUGGGCGUUCAUAAUUUUUUUCCGAAGGGGUUUAUUUAUCAAAAAAAAAUUCAUCAAAUACUAUAAAACGAAUCGUCGUUUUUAUAAUUUCUUUCAAAUCACUCUGUAUAUAAUUUUUAACAUUUCAAGAAUUCUUUUUGAACUAUCCUGUAUAUUAUUCUGUCUAAUAAAAAUAUCAUUAUUUGUUCCAACUGAAAACUUGAAACGUCAAUUAAUUAUUCGGAUAUAUAUUCACUCUAGACUGGCCUAUUUUUUAACCUUGGGCGUUCAUAAUUUUUUUUUCGUAGGGGUUUAUUUAUCAAAAAAAAAUUCAUCAAAUACUAUAAAACGAAUCGUCGUUUUUAUAAUUUCUUUCAAAUCACUCUGUAUAUAAUUUUUAACAUUUCAAGAAUUCUUUUUGAACUAUCCUGUAUAUUAUUCUGUCUAAUAAAAAUAUCAUUAUUUGUUCCAACUGAAAACUUGAAACGUCAAUUAAUUAUUCGGAUUUAUAUUCACUCUAGACUGGCCUAUUUUUUAACCAUGGGCGUUCAUAAUUUUUUUUUCGAAGGGGUUUAUUUAUCCAAAAAAAAUUCAUCAGAUGCUAUAAAACGAAUCGUCGUUUUUAUAAUUUCUUUCAAAUCACUCUGUAUAUAAUUUUUAACAUUUCAAGAAUUCUUUUUGAACUAUCCUGUAUAUUAUUCUGUUUAAUAAAAAAUUCAUUAUUUGUUCCAACUGAAAACUUGAAACGUCAAUUAAUUAUUCGGAUUUAUAUUCACUCUAGACUGGCCUAUUUUUUAACCAUGGGCGUUCAUAAUUUUUUUACGAAGGGGUUUAUUUAUCCAAAAAAAAUUCAUCAAAUACUAUAAAACGAAUCGUCGUUUUUAUAAUUUCUUUCAAAUCACUCUGUAUAUAAUUUUUAACAUUUCAAGAAUUCUUUUUGAACUAUCCUGUAUAUUAUUCUGUCUAAUAAAAAUAUCAUUAUUUGUUCCAACUGAAAACUUGAAACGUCAAUUAAUUAUUCGGAUUUAUAUUCACUCUAGACUGGCCUAUUUUUUAACCUUGGGCGUUCAUAAUUUUUUUUUCGUAGGGGUUUAUUUAUCCAAAAAAAAUUCAUCAGAUGCUAUAAAACGAAUCGUCGUUUUUAUAAUUUCUUUCAAAUCACUCUGUAUAUAAUUUUUAACAUUUCAAGAAUUCUUUUUGAACUAUCCUGUAUAUUAUUCUGUUUAAUAAAAAAUUCAUUAUUUGUUCCAACAGA
Diorhabda sublineata is the source of this 5913-nucleotide messenger RNA. It is a transcript of the gene Hr4, whose product is annotated as hormone receptor 4. Bases 365 to 2887 code for a protein of 840 amino acids. Gene Ontology annotation, biological process: regulation of DNA-templated transcription. Gene Ontology annotation, molecular function: DNA-binding transcription factor activity; zinc ion binding; sequence-specific DNA binding. The transcript is spliced from 8 exons. Lineage: Eukaryota; Metazoa; Arthropoda; Insecta; Coleoptera; Chrysomelidae. The record is from RefSeq and is a predicted model, not a curated record.